Molecule: messenger RNA, 2488 nt
Organism: Drosophila willistoni
Lineage: Eukaryota; Metazoa; Arthropoda; Insecta; Diptera; Drosophilidae
Product: U3 small nucleolar RNA-associated protein 14 homolog A
Exons: 2
Coding region: 84-2393 (769 amino acids)
Biological process (GO): rRNA processing
Cellular component (GO): small-subunit processome; nucleolus
Source: RefSeq, a predicted model, not a curated record
CUUCUUAAGCUGCACUUGUCAGCUGUUGGGUACACCGCGUGGUUUAACUGAGUAAAAUUUGUUAAAUUUUGAACUGCAAUAACAUGAGUGACGAUGAAGAGCACUACAAUCCGCAGUCACACAAGAAGCUACUGCAGGCUAUCAGUAGUCGCGGCAACGUCCAGCAUAUACAGCGUUCCACACGUGAUGAACGCCAACCAGUACAGGAUGAGUUCCAGUUGGUCAAGUCAUCGAAUGCGUCGUCGUCGGCAAAUGUUGAUGAGCCACGAGCUGUGGGCCUUAACGACCUAGUCCAGAUUCUUCGAACCUCAUCCAAGCAUUUGGAUACAGGGAAAAAGCUAAAGAAUGUCCAAAGCACUAAGAAAGUGCUGCAGAAACCAUUGGAGAAGCCAGCAGCGGAUCGCAUAAAGCGAACAAUUGGUUAUGAAGGAGUCAGCAAGAAACUUGGUCGUUGGGAUGCUGUCGUAUCCAAACAGCGUUCAGCAGAAACACAGAUAUUUCCCAUACCCUCGGAGACCAUCUACGUAAACACCUCUGCCCAUGCCAAGCCUCUUAAGACCAGCAUUAAAUCGGAUCUGGCCAAGGAGCUCGAAGAAAGUAAUCAGAGACUUCGUGAAUUAAGAAAGAAACAAAUUGGUGAUAUGACUGAUGAUAAGUUACUGGCCCAGCAGGAGAGGGCCUUGUUAGAGAAGAAGUUGACAAGAGAUGAGUUAUUUGCACGCCGCAAGGAGUUGGCCUAUCUGAAGAUGCGUGAAUCCCAAAAAUCUGCCAAGGCUAGAAUGCAGAAAAAGAUCAAAUCCAAAAAGUAUCAUAAACUGCAAAAACGUCAGAAAAUGCUGGAACAGAUUAAAGAAUUUGAAUUGCUGCAAAAGACCAAUCCAGAAGCGGCUCUCGAGAAACUCGAGGCUUUGGAAAAAAGCCGAGUGAAGGAAAGAGCUAGCCUGCGACAUAAAAACACUGGAACUUGGGCCAAGAAUUUGCAAGUGCGGGCCAAAUAUGACAGAGAGGUGCGUAAGGAUUUAGCCGAACAGUUGGCAGUAAGUCGCCAAUUAACGCAAAAACAACACGAUUCCGAAAGUGAAGAGGAUCAGGAAUCAAACACAUUGAAACUGGACGAGCAAGACAAGCUUUUGGAUAAUGAUCCAUUUAAUCCCUGGACCAAAGUCAAGUCAAAAGGCAAAACCAACACAAAUGAAGAAGAAACCGAUGAUCCAAAUUGGCGUAAAUACUGGACUGAACGAAAUGAAACCAAUAAAUUACUAGCACAGCAUCGUGAAGAUAUUCAGGAACUAAAAGAAACUAAGAAAGAAACCAAAACUGCCAAAACUACUCCCAAAGCAAAGAAAAGUUCUCUAAAGAUCAAAAAAGCAAAAGUAACUGUACAAAAUGGAUGGAAGGUAGAGAAGUUAAGUAAAGAUGCCACCUUGGAGGAAAUUUUCGAACAGCAUGGAGAUAUAUUGAAAGAAAAAGUAGGCAAAAAAUUAGAAAAACUAAGAAAGCAAGCAGACAAACUCAAGGAAACGCCAGCAAAGGGCAAGCAAUUGAAGAAAAAGAAGGAUGCAUUAAAAAAUCUUAAGGAUUUGACAUUCAAAAACACUAAACAACGCAUCGAAAUUGAUGAACCUCUCAAUAGUGAAGAUAUAGAAACAAAAACUGGUGAAAUAAAUCCAAAAUCCAAUGUAUCAGAAGAGGCUGAAAUAGUAGAGAAAUCCUCCGCCGUCAUUGAAUCAAUAGAUCCCACGAAAGUGACAACUUUGAAUUGGACACAAGCAUCGCGAGGCCGACUAAAUGAUGCUCUGGGAGAUGGAGAACUAGAAGCCGAUUUCGACGAAGAAGAUUAUACUAAUGCAGAUCGUCAACUUACUCUAACUGAGGCCUUCGAAGACGAUGAUAUUAUAGCAGAUUUUAAUAAGGACAAGGAAAAAGAUUCGGAACUGAAGAACACAGAGCUCCAAUUGGCCAUGCCGGGCUGGGGCUCAUGGGCUGGCGCAGGCAUAUCCGCCGAGGUAAUGGAGCGCCGCAAUAAACGCCUCCUGCUGAAACUUGCUGUACCCGAGAAGCGACGUGACGAGAACAAGGAUAAUUUAUACAUCAAUGAGACAAGUAGUAAAGAUACCCGUUCACAUUUGGUCUCUUCGGUGCCAUUCCCGUUCAGAUCCCUGGCUGAUUAUGAGGCUAGCAUACGAGCUCCAAUUGGUCGGAACUUUGUACCGGAAACGGCUUUCAGAAUGUUAACGCGUCCCGCUGUAAUUACACGCAAGGGCCAGGUCAUUGAGCCGAUGGAUGAGAGUGAACUCAUAAAACCGGAUCGUCGUCUCAGACAUAUUGUGGAUAGGAGAAUAAAACAUCUGCCCAAACAUAAGCCGCUACCACCUAAAGCUAAAAUAGCUUAAGAAAGUACUCAAAUAAUCAAACAAUUAAUAAUGUAGGUACAAAGAUCUACCGUAGUUUUUGUUUUGGUUAUUUUGUAUAAUACUUUGACCCUAUU